Messenger RNA from Melopsittacus undulatus (budgerigar), 1641 nucleotides. RefSeq names its product TNFRSF1A associated via death domain (gene TRADD). The transcript has 5 exons. Gene Ontology annotation, cellular component: tumor necrosis factor receptor superfamily complex. The coding region runs from base 40 to 858 and encodes 272 amino acids. Lineage: Eukaryota; Metazoa; Chordata; Aves; Psittaciformes; Psittaculidae. The record is from RefSeq and is a predicted model, not a curated record. Gene Ontology annotation, molecular function: transmembrane receptor protein tyrosine kinase adaptor activity. Gene Ontology annotation, biological process: extrinsic apoptotic signaling pathway; positive regulation of canonical NF-kappaB signal transduction.
CCGAGGCCGGGCAGCGGCGGUGGCUGGAGGGUGCUGAAGAUGGCAAACAGCUCUGCUCCUUGGAUUGGCUGCGCUUAUCUCUUCCUCCAGUCAACAUGUAAGACAAUCAUUCUGCCGUCUCUCUACGAAAGCUCCCAGAAGAAACCUAGUGUGUUCAAAGCACUGAAGCUGGCAUUAGCAGACUCCACUGGCAGCAUAAAUGGUGUGGACAUGCUCAAAGUGCACUGCAGCCACCCACACCUGAUAAUCCAGCUCAAGUUCUGCAAGCAGGAGAACUGCCGCCGGUUCCUGCAGAGCUACCGGGAAGGAGCACUCCAGGAGUCCCUCCAGAAACACCUCCAGCUCUCCUUAGCCAUAAGCACAGUGCCUCUUGAAAUGGAGCUGAAGGCUGGAAGUGAGCACCUCGACAGCAUGCUAAAGGAUGAGGAUCACUGCCUGGAAUGUAUCUACAGAGAAAAGCCAGACCGCCUGAGGGAUGAGGAGAUCACAGAGCUUGAGAAAUGCCUGGAGAGACUGAUUGUUCAUCAGAGCAUCAACAACACGGCUGCAAAAGACUGCACAUCUCUCAACUCCCAAUCUCUACCUGGCCCUUCUCAAGGCAACUCCCUUUCCCCACAGGUCACCUUCACCUUUCAGGGACAAGAGUUUGAUUCCCUCUCAAAAGUGCCAUUAAGUUCUGGAGCUCAUGGCAACCUUCCUUCAAUCUCAUCAUCUUUUAAGAGCAUUCACAGGUGCCUCCAUUGCAGAGACUCGAAGGAAAAGGGUUUUCCAGUGAUAUUCCAUGGUGGAAUUGUCUUGAGCACAUGGCUGGUUUGGGACCAUAGCAGUGGCUGUUUAAUGCUGCCUUUUCCAGAUUAGUCAUCAUCAUCAUCAGAUGCAAUGAAAACUCAAUUCUGGUCUCAGGUGGACUCCUUCCUGCUGAAAGAACUGUUUUUUUUUUUUUUAUUAGCUGGCACAAGCUUAGAUGAGACAAUUUUCCCAGAAGCCUUAGGAUUAAAUAGGUCAAUUGAAUUGUGAGUAUACAAAGUCAUUUGCAUUGAUUUGGCAUUUCGCUGGGGCUUGACCUUGAAUUUACUUAUUUUACCAAGAAGAUUUCACAGUGGUUUUACACCAAAGACAAGGAAACUUGAUUGAACAGGGAAGCAAGAAGCACUCACAAAGAAAAAAACAUUAGUAGAGAUUUGUUGAAAAAGUUAGAGGUGUGUCUUUGCCUUGAAUAGUAAUGCAAAAAAAAUUGGAACUGAAGGAAGAGCUACAUGUUAGGGAUACCACCAGAAACUCGGUGCUACAUGCUAGAUGAUGUAGAUAAUAGCUAGAUAAUAAUGACCCCUUUCUUUCUUGCCUGUGCAAAGUUAGUUGUGCGCAUGUUGCACCUACUCAGAUGUGACAUGGAAGUGAACUCUCUUCCUUCUGUUUUAUCAAUUACCUAAUGUCUAGUGUGUGAGAUAAGCCAUGGGCAGUGCUACUGCUGGUGAGUUUGGCCUGACCCCCUAACAGCACUUUUCUGGGUAAUGUAUGUCGGGGAAAAAAGUAAUGCGUUUCCUGGCGGUAGUGGGGCUCAGAAUCAAACAUGCAUCAAAACAGCACAAUACUAAAUGCAAAUAAAGAUGCAAAUCAGCUGCAUGUAAAAAAAAAAAAAAA